Messenger RNA from Laccaria bicolor S238N-H82, 1023 nucleotides. RefSeq lists its product as uncharacterized. The transcript is spliced from 2 exons. Lineage: Eukaryota; Fungi; Basidiomycota; Agaricomycetes; Agaricales; Hydnangiaceae. The record is from RefSeq and is a predicted model, not a curated record. Bases 1 to 1023 code for a protein of 340 amino acids.
AUGUCUUCUAUUCGCGAUGCGGACGCCGUCACUUCGAGCAAUGGCCCGGAGAUGGAGGUGGAUGAUUGGAAUUUCCUCUAUAAAGUGGAGGAGCACCAGACGGUUACUAUGACUUUCGACCAUGUUCAUGGUUGGGAAAGGGCGAUGGGUUUGGGUAAUACGGCUGUUUUUGUCUUCCCUGUUGCUUCUACUGGAGACACGGUUGGGUCUAAGCUCCUCAAUCAAGUGACGAAGGCUCUGUUGGCUGGGGGGUUUCCUUCGGUAAAAGAGAUUUUCGACGGCAGGGGGUGGAUGAUUUCGAGACAGCGUGGUGCGAUGUUAGAGAAACUGGAGGGCGGGUACAGGUAUGACGGAGCUGAGUUCGUCACGUUUGGUUGCCCGUCCGCCUUCUGGCCUCCCCCUUUCAGUUGGGAAGGGGCAGGGGGAUCAGUGAUUUACGAGUUUACGACGAGGGGUCUGAGUAUGGAAAAGGCCCAGGAGUUGCUAUCAGAGUCCUCGAGUCCGAUGGUGGCGUUAUAUCGUCAAGUGGACGGGAAAGGGGAUUGGCUCCCCGAUAAGUAUUUCCUUCGGUGCGUGAAUGCGCCAGACGAUGGGAAGGUUCUUCGUAUUGGCGGUAUCACGAUGCGGCCCGUUUAUCGGUGCAGUUUUUGUUGGCGAGGUUUCCCGUCCGCUGAGGCGCACACUUCUCUGAAGUGUCCGCUCGUUUCGACUAUGAAUAAGGCGCGCAAGGCGGCGGGGUACCCACCAAUUAAGGCCUCGGAAACGUCUUGUCCCGAUAUUCCUAAGGAGAAGGUGGCUAUUGAUGUCGAGAAAGAGUUAGAGGGCGUGAAGGGUUUGUUGGCGAAGCUGUCCGCUCGACUCGACAAGUUGGAAAAGUCUCUUGGUGACAAGAGCAAAGAUAAGAGCGGACAAGAGCAGAGAGGGAGUAAAAGAAAGGCUGACGCCCCUCCCGCCAAUGAAAAUAAGAGCAAGAAGGCGAAGAAAGGAAAGGGGAAGAAAUCGGGGGAAAAAGAUCGCGACUAG